CACAUGUGUACGGAGUAGAAGCCACCCGACCCAUCGUCAUUUCGAGUCUAUGACCACUCUUUUGUGGUGAUGCGCGGAACUGUCUUUCUAAUCAAGAUUUACUUGGACACUUUAGUCCUUUAGACUAGAAAUUUAGAUGUUUACGAAGUUUGAGGAUAUUAAUUGAAACCUAGGCAUCUGGAACAAUGGCUGACAGUGCAAGUGAACUAGAAAGUGACACUAGUUCCAUUGAUGGAGGGCCAACAUUUAGCAUCCAGUCACCUUCACCAGCUCAGGCUGAACAGCUCAGUAAACGUGUAGAGUCGUUACAACAAGAAAAUAGAGUUUUACGGAUGGAAUUAGACACUUACAAACUGAAAUGCAAAUCUUUACAGGAGGAGAACAGAGAACUUAGAAGGGCCAGUGUGUCCAUUCAAGCCAAAGCAGAGCAAGAAGAAGAAUUCAUCAGUAAUACAUUAUUAAAGAAAAUACAAUCAUUGAAAAAAGAAAAGGAAAUGCUUGCCAUGAACUAUGAACAAGAAGAAGAAUAUCUCACCAAUGACCUGUCACGUAAACUUUAUCAGUUACGUCAAGAAAAGAUAGAACUAGAGGAAACAUUAGAGAAAGAGCAGGAAUGUCAGAUCAAUAAACUCAUGAGGAAAAUAGAAAAAUUAGAAGCUGACACAUUCAACAAGCAGCAGACUUUGGAACAGUUGCGAAGAGAGAAAGUUGAACUUGAGAAUUCAUUAGAGCAAGAGCAAGAAUCACUUGUUAAUAGACUAUGGAAAAGAAUGGAUAAGUUAGAAGCUGAAAAAAGACUAUUGCAAGAAAAGUUAGACCAGCCAGUGUCUGCUCCACCAAGUCCAAGAGAAAUUAAUAAUGGAGACACUGCUUCUAAUUUAGUCCAGCACAUAGAUAGCCUAAGAUCUGAGGUGGCAAGAUUAAAAGAUCAGCUCAGGAAUGCACAAAUUGAACAUGCUGAAAAAAUGGCCCAGUAUGCACAGGAAGAAAGGCACAUAAGGGAAGAAAAUUUGAGACUUCAGCGUAGGCUGCAACUUGAGAUGGAAAGAAGAGAAAAUCUUUGUCGUCAUUUGUCUGAGUCUGAAUCUAGCUUAGAGAUGGAUGAUGAAAGGCACUUCAAUGAGAUUGCUAAACAUCAUGAAGCCACCUCUAGUAGCCACAGUGUGAGACCUCGCACUGUAUCUAGUCCUAUUCCUUAUAACACAAGUGCACCUAGAUCUAUCUCCCCAAGCUUGACCUAUGUUGCAGCCAAAAGCCCACCGAGCCCAAUGCGUCGCCCACAGCCUGGCCAACCAUUCCAUCCACCAGCCCAGCCCACAAACAUUGGCCACUCCUUUUCUUAUGGAACAGCCCCACACCACCCUAGUGCCAUUGUUGGUCCAGGGACCUCACCACCAGUAUUUGGAGUUAGUACAAACUCAAACAUGCAGAAAGCAAGAGUCAGUGGUGAAAAAUUUGCUAAGCCCAGUGGUUUUCAUGCAGACAAGACCUGAAUCUUCUUUUGGCACUGUUGCUCCUUCUGUGAUGGUUUAUUACCUUUCCCUUGAAAUUGAGAUCUAUAUUCUUUACACAAAAUGUGUGUGUGUUUGUAUCCUUGAGUUAAGGAUUCAGCCUCCCAUAUCUUUCUGAAUGAAACUAGUUUCUAUUGCUUUUUGUUUAGAUUGUCUGUAUUAUAUUUGCACAGUGCCUACGGUAAUGUUGUCAGAUGUUUUCUUUUUGAUACGUUUUUCCUGUUUUUCUCUUUGAAAGUCAAUUGUGCCAUCAUUUGACUCAAACACUCCAUUUGUGUUAAAGUAAAGCUUUUGAUGAUUUGUCAGAUGCAGUGUAGUGUUUUUUUGGUAUCUACUGUAGUGCAAUUACCAAUGAUGCUAAUUAUGACCAUCGAAUUGGCAUUUCCCCAUCCCAGUUUUUAUAUGUUUGUAUUAUUUUCAGUUUCAUUUGAGUUUUGUAUAGUCCUAUUAGUUUUAGAACCUGUAUGAGAGAUAAACUUUAAAAAAGUGUAAAAAUGUACCAAAGUUUGUUAUAGGGUGAUCAUUUCAUUCAUGGUUUUUAAAACUAAUUUACUUGAUACAUUUCAUUAAAUACCAGUGAUAUAUAUGUAUACCUUGGGUACUGUCCAAAAACUAAAUAUGUUGCUGUCAGUGAGUACCCUGAUUGUUGCUGUCUCUGCUUCAUUUGAACCCCUUACAUCUGAAUAGCAAGCUUAAUUGUGCUUCUCUAGUUUACAUAGCUUCAAUUGUAAAAGAAUCCCAUUAGAUCAGACUCUUAAGUAUUCUCAUGUGUGUUAUGUAAAUAUUUGGUCAGAUAGAAGUGGUUAAAGGAGGUAAUCAUAAUGAGGAGAUUGAAAUGGGCAGUGCAUUGGACUUCUUAGUUUCUUGUGUUAUUGUUUGCAUUUAACUUUUUCUUUCUUUUUUUUUUUUUUUUUUUUUUUUUUAUAUAUUAAGUUAAUCAUUAUGUUCAUUAAGUGUCCUCUAAAACUAAAUUCCUGUUCAGAUAGAACAAAUUUUAGUACCAGCAUUUAUGUUUAGCAUUUUCUCGUAAAUUUUAAGUUGCUUUUUUUUUUUUUUAUCUCUCCUGUCUACUUAAAUAAUAUUUAGCUGAAAAGGUCUACUAAAAAUGCAUUCAAAUAUCAGUGGUAGACACUUUAAUGUGAAAAAAGCACAUUUUUGGCCAGUUCCAUUAUUUAAAAAUGUAUUAAUGCUUACACUGAUAGAUAGUUAAAUACAGAAUUUAAAAAUAAAUGCUACUUCAAAGUACUAAACAUAAAUUAUAUUAUGACAAUGUAAUUUUUCUUUAGUAUCAAGUCAAAAAUACCUCAGAAUGAAGCUGAGUGCAUAUCAUAUACUUCUGCCAUCUGAUUGGCUGUUCUGCCCCAUCCGUCCAAUGAAAAUGUAUGGUGGUGUUUUUUUUUUUUUGCAAAACAAUUAAGUAGUAUAGUGGUAAUAUUAAUUCUUUGAAAGUUCUAAGGAGGCUUAGUGAGUGUUGGAAAGUUCUAAGUUGGUUUAGUGAUUUUUAGCUACAUAAUUUUAACCUUACACAUUAUUUUUAAGUGGAAUUAAAAAAAAAUUAAGAAUAAAUAUUUUACAUGUAAUAGAAUAGAAUUGAGGAAUUUACUUGCAAAUCUUACAAAAAAAGUCAUGAUUUUUCCCAUACUUCCUAGCAUACAAAUGAAAAAUAAUUGUAUGUUUGUAUUAAAUGUGUACAUUGCAUAAUAAAUGAUUUAUAGUAAAAAAUGAACAUCAAUAAUAUAAAGUAAUAUAUUUUUCAAGUGGACUCCUCAAUUGUAUUAGCAGGCAUAUACAUUUCUGUCAUGUUUACUUUUUAGCACAUUUUGGAGGGAUUUUAUUGAGCUGUUUGACUUUUGUCAGAUAGGCUUGCAAUUUAAUUGAACUUGACUAAUUUUAAAAUACGAAUUGCAUUAUAAAUAGCAACAUUCCAAAUUAAAAAGAAAAAAAUAGGAAAUAUAGAGACUGUGGUGUUGGUUCAAUAUUUUACUGCCUAUUUUAUUUACAAUAUGCUUGUUCAUUCAGUUAUUGCCAAAGCACUUUUUAUUGCUGUGUGUCAUGCUAAGUAAUCAGAAUCCAGAAAUAAACUGAUAGUGUCGGUCAGCAACUCAUUAUAGUCAUCUUACAUAAAGCUUUAGAUGUUGUCUUUGUUGGUACAAAACAAGAAAGUUUUUUUAAAAUUUGUGUUUCAGUAAAUAUUUAUAACUUUUUUGAUGCUAAAUAAAUUUUAAAAAUGUU
Biomphalaria glabrata is the source of this 3743-nucleotide messenger RNA. Its product is annotated as coiled-coil domain-containing protein 6-like. The record is from RefSeq and is a predicted model, not a curated record. Bases 186 to 1493 code for a protein of 435 amino acids. The transcript has 10 exons. Lineage: Eukaryota; Metazoa; Mollusca; Gastropoda; Planorbidae.